CCUUGCCAUAAUCAGUCGUGCGGCUCAUAGUGUGUUAGUUUCUUUCUCUAGUUAAAUGUCUCCACAAUAAAACGUUCUCAGUUCAGUAUGUCCUAAAAGGCCUUGCGUGACGGAUGAUAUUAGCAUGGAAUAAAACAAAUGCAUGCACAAAUAAGAAGGUUUUAGCUUUUGCUAGGUUGCCAGGUGUAUUGGCUGGUGGUUAGCUUGGUGGCUAAGCUACAAAUAUGUCAGCCUUUGUUAGCUAGCCGGCUAAUUUCCGUGGAUUGUGGCCAUAAGGAGCUUUUUAAAGUUCGUUUUCUUGACGUUUUCGUCCGGACAUUUUUUUCAUUUGUGUCGUUACUAAUAUUCGCGCGGCAUUUUUUCCUGAAUGUGUGCAGUUUAAACAAUGAGGAACAAAGAUGAACCCGAAAUUCUUGCGGAUGGUACCGACAACACAGUACCGGAAACUCCUGAGGCCAAGCGUCCAUCUAAACCCAGUCCUGUCAAAGCCCCCGAUUCUGUCCCGGUGGACUCGUCCUCUGACUCAGAAGUGGAGAUAUCAGGGAGCUCUAUGAUCUCACUGGGGCCGGGAAAGACUACUGCGACCUCGACCUUGACUCUGGACAUGAUCUUCUCCAAUGAAGAGGACGUGGUGAAGAUGAAGACGUCGCAACAGGACGGACAGGAACGACAGAUGGAGACCAAACAGGAACAUCCUUCGUCCUUAAAGACAUCUGGAAACGGAGAUCCAGUGUGUAAAAGAAGGCAGGAGGAGAUGUGUGACGAUUCCUCAGAGAGCAACAAGAGCAGCAAGAAGAGGCGUGAGUCACUGACUGACGAUUCGGCCGAUGAGGGACCCGAGCCCAGCUGGAGGGAGCAGGAGAGCAUGGUGAAGAAGCUGCGGCGUAAUUUCCCUCAUCUCAACAAGGAGGAGCUCAGGGACGUGCUUCAUGAACACAGCUGGGUCAUCGAGGACGCCCUGGAGGCACUGCGCAUGUUCUCUGAACACGUGGUGGAGUGCAGCACUGAUGACUCUGACUUGGAACCCUCUCCAUCGCCUGAACGCAAAAGCACAAACCCGACUCCAAACCCCAGCACGUCUGCAACAAAGCAGCUACCCCACAGACCCCUAAAUGGAGAUCGGGAGACACAGACGUUGAGGAGACGGCACGCGAGAGAAAUCCAGAAGAAAGACAGCAGCUCAGAAGACAACGCAAGCGACUUCGAGGCGUCGCCCAGAUCCUUAGACUUGGACUCCGAUUCGGACGAGGCCAACGAGAAGCUUCCCAAGCUGAAGGCUCAGAUCUUGGAUUUCUUCCAGAAGGCCACGGCCGACGAGCUGACGCUGAUCGCUGGCUGCUCUCUGAAGAAGGCUCAGAAAAUCAUCGAGCUGAGGCCGUAUAAAAAGUGGAGCGAUCUGGAUGAUGUCCUACACAGAGGUAACGGCCUCUCUGCAGAGCUGCUCACCGGGUGUCGGGAGGUCCUCAGGGAGCGAGAGGUGGUACAGGGGCUCAUGGUCAAGUGCGAGGAAAUUUCCAGAAAGAUGGCUGAAUUAGUGCAGAAGGGACUGGGAUCUAUGAGGCAGCCAGACAUCCUUAACAGCAUGUUCAAGCUGAAACCGUACCAGUUGAUUGGUCUUAGCUGGCUGACUCUGCUUCACAAGAACCAGCUGAGUGGGAUCCUGGCAGAUGAAAUGGGUUUGGGAAAAACCAUCCAGGUUAUCUCUUUUCUGGCGCAUUUAUAUCAGGAGGGAAACAGAGGGCCGCAUCUCAUUACUGUGCCUUCCUCCACGCUCGAUAACUGGGUUCGAGAGCUGAACCUCUGGUGCCCGAGUUUAAAAGUGCUGGUUUACUACGGGUCUGUCGAGGAACGGAAGUGCAUCCGCUACGAGAUCCUGAACGAAGAAGUGGACUAUAACAUCAUUGUCUCAACAUACAACCUGACCAUUGGGAACUCCAGCGAUCGGAGCUUGUUCCGUAAACUCAAGCUGGAAUACGCAGUGUUUGACGAAGGUCACAUGCUGAAGAACAUGAGCUCGCUGCGCUAUCGCCACCUCAUGGGCAUCAACGCAAAAUAUCGGCUGCUGCUGACUGGAACGCCGCUGCAGAACAACCUGCUAGAGCUGAUGUCUCUGCUUAACUUCAUCAUGCCCAACAUGUUCUCCAGCAGCACCUCGCAGAUCGCCAAGAUGUUCUCCAUGAAAUCCUCAGAGGAGCAGAGCAGCUUUGAGAAGGACCGUAUUGCUCACGCCAAACUCAUUAUGAAACCCUUCAUCCUGCGGCGUAUCAAAAGCGAGGUCCUGAAGCAGCUGCCUGCCAAGGAGGAGCAGAUCGAGUUCUGUGCCAUGAGCGAGAAACAACAGAAGCUUUAUGACGCUCUGUUCAGCAAGCUAAAGAGCUCCGGCAACACAGAGAAACGAGAACUGACCAAUGUCAUGAUGCAGCUGAGGAAGAUGGCCAAUCACCCGCUCCUGCACCGGCAGUAUUACACCAGCAGACGUCUCUCCGCCAUGAGCAGACUCAUGCUCAAGGAGCCCAGUCACCGUGAUUCGGACCCGGUUCUGAUCGAGGAGGACAUGGCGGUGAUGUCAGACUUCGAGCUGCAUCAUCUGUGCCAGCAGUACCCUAUGCUUCACGACCAUCAGCUGAACACAGAGCAGCUGCUGGACUCGGGGAAGCUCCACCUUCUCACACAUGUUCUGAAAGACCUCAAAGAACAGGGUCACCGAGUGGCCCUCUUCAGCCAGUUCACCAUGAUGCUGGACAUCCUAGAGGUGCUGCUCAAACACCACAAGCACAGGUACAUCCGAAUGGACGGUUCCACGCCAAUGAGUGACAGGAUUGUGCUGAUCGACCAGUUCAACACGGACCAGGACAUCUUUGUGUUCCUGCUCUCCACCAGAGCUGGAGGACUCGGCAUCAACCUGACCUCAGCUAACGUCGUCAUCCUGCACGACAUCGACUGCAACCCGUACAACGACAAGCAGGCAGAGGACCGGUGUCACCGUGUCGGACAAACCAGGAAUGUUAAGGUGAUCAAGCUGAUAAGUAAAGACUCCAUAGAGGACGCAAUGCUCCGCAUCGGUCAGAGGAAGCUGAAACUAGAGCAGGACAUGACUGCCACUGAGGAAGGUGACGAGGACACCAUUCCGGAUGACAUGGCCUCCCUUCUGAAAGCUUCCUUGGGACUGUGAGAUGCAGAUGGAGAAGAUUAUUGUUUGUGAGCGUGUUCUGUUGCAUUUUGACUGAAGUACUGUAACACAAAGAUCCUGUGCACUGAUCCUUUACGUUUAUACUAGAGAUCUGAGUUUACAAAUGCACAUGCUCUGGAAGACUCCAGCAUUCUGCAGACAGUGCACCAUGGUCUUUGGAUCCGUUUCAGAAUGUUAUCAAGUAUUGUACUGUUUUUAUUUUCUGUGUUUGCCAAAACUUUAAGUAUUAAAAAAGAGUAAAACCACA
Messenger RNA from Hemibagrus wyckioides, 3437 nucleotides. RefSeq names its product SWI/SNF-related, matrix-associated actin-dependent regulator of chromatin, subfamily a, containing DEAD/H box 1 b (gene smarcad1b). The record is from RefSeq and is a predicted model, not a curated record. Gene Ontology annotation, molecular function: ATP-dependent chromatin remodeler activity; chromatin binding; ubiquitin binding. The coding region runs from base 386 to 3172 and encodes 928 amino acids. The transcript has 23 exons. NCBI's taxonomy places the organism in Eukaryota, Metazoa, Chordata, Actinopteri, Siluriformes, Bagridae. Gene Ontology annotation, cellular component: nucleus.